Coffea eugenioides is the source of this 930-nucleotide messenger RNA. RefSeq names its product vetispiradiene synthase 1-like. Bases 1 to 930 code for a protein of 309 amino acids. The transcript has 6 exons. Lineage: Eukaryota; Viridiplantae; Streptophyta; Magnoliopsida; Gentianales; Rubiaceae. The record is from RefSeq and is a predicted model, not a curated record. Gene Ontology annotation, molecular function: terpene synthase activity; magnesium ion binding.
AUGCUGGGAGGAAGAAGAAGAGGAGGAAGAACAGCUAGUGCUGGUGCUGGUACUGGUACAGCUGCUGGUGAUUGUAGAAGGAGGGUAGCUAGGGAAAAGAGAAAUAACAUUCCGGCAGCGGUGGUGGUGGCGGUUGAGGGGAGAAAGACGCCGGUCAAGGAAUCCUUAUACAGCGACUUAAGAGGUCUCCUAAAUCUAUAUGAAGCUGCUCAGGUCAAAGCACAUCAAGACAAAAUUUUAGAAGAAGUUCUUGCUUUCACAACCAUCUACUUGACACCUGAAAUUCCUCAUAUGGGUUCUAGUAUUCUUGCAAAACAAGUGAAACAUGCCCUUGAGCAGCCAUUCCAUAAGGGCAUACCAAGAUAUGAGGCUUAUUGUUACAUCUCCAUAUACGAGGAAGAUGAAUGUUAUAACAAACUACUAUUACGGCUCGCCAAAUUGGAUUAUCACUUGUGGGGAAAGGAGCUGGACAUCCUAUCAAAAGUUCCAUAUGCAAGGGACAGAUUUGUGGAAUGCUACUUUUGGGUUGUUGGAACCAUUUAUGAACCUCGGCACUCUCUUGCUCGAAUGACUUUGGCAAAAGCAAUAGCCAUUGCUGGAAUAAUUGACGAUACCUAUGAUGCUUAUGGAACUCUUGAUGAACUCAAAAUUUUAACGGAAGCUGUGGAAAGAUUGGAUGGAAAUGGAAUUGAGCAGCUCUCAGACUACUUGAAGACUUCUUAUAUGAUACUUUUGAAUUUUAAUAAGGAGCUUGAGGAAGAUUAUGUAAAAAACAAAGUACCUGUGCGUUUGACAAGGUCUGCAGCUUUCAUGGGCAUGGAUAGUGCCACAAAGGAUGUUAUGGACUGGAUGUCAACUCAUCCUAAACUCUUUGUUGCUUUGGGAAAACAUACUCGAUUGCUUAAUGAUGUCGGCAGUUACAAGGUUUGA